UCGAUUGGUAGUAAUUAUGAAAUUAUAUCCGUAGUUUUUAUUAGCCAAAUAUCAAGUUGAUUGCAGUAUAUCGUUGACUUCAUUCGGAUGGGAAUGUCCCCAGUUUUCUCGUUCGCGUGACUCACACAAACUUGUAUCGAUUUACAGAUCUAAUACUCGCUUGGAAAGGAUCUAGAAAACGGAAUUAAGGAGACUUGGAGCUGUUAAGCUAGUAGGGAAAUUCUGUAUAAUGGUUGGAUGUUCUUGUGAUACGACCAGAGCGGAUUGAGCUGAAAGGAUAAUACUGGAAUAAGCUACACUUUCCAAUGUAGUACAGUGCUAAAAUAACAUCACAUUGGACUAUACCAACCGAGACCAUCAACAGAGAAAGUGGGAAGAUGGAGAUACCAAAAUGUGAGAUCUGAGGCUAGGCCAUAAACUGUGACACCUUGUGGAGGUUUACGGACAUCAUGCACGUGCAUUUUGAACAAAACACUUCCACAAGAUCAGAAUGUACCAUCCAUACUCUGUCAUGGAUGGGGAAAGUUCCGGAAAGUCUUCCAGAGGAGGAUGGAGGAUGGAAGUUAAAUCGAAGCCAGUAUUAUUCUGAGGGAUGGUUGGCUAGUGGCAAUGCUAAGGGAAUUGUAGGGAUAACUUUUACAACCAGUCAUUGUCGAAAGUAUGACGCUCCACAGAGGUCAAAUUUCAACUUGAGAGGUCACAGAAGUGAGGUGAUCUUGGUGCGUUGGAAUGAACCGUAUCAGAAGUUAGCUACCUGCGACUCUCAGGGAGUGAUAUUUGUAUGGAUCAAACAUGAAGGACGCUGGUCAAUAGAGCUCAUCAAUGACCGAAACAGUCAGGUAACAGACUUUGCCUGGUCACAUGACGGGAGGAUGGCGUUGAUCUGUUAUUGUGACGGUUUUGUGUUGGUCGGGUCAGUGGCUGGACAGCGCUACUGGUCAUCCAUGUUAAACUUGGACAACACCACGAUCACCUGUGGGGUGUGGUCACCUGACGACCAGAAGGUGAUAUUUGGUACAACCGGUGGCCAGUUGAUAGUAAUGAGUUCCACGGGGGCCAUGUUGACUCAGGUCGUAAUCAACGACAGUAUGGAGAUCAGCACCAUGGCAUGGUCCUGUGAGAAAUUCAACAUGGAUGAAUCUGACGCCAAAAGUACGACCACAGACAAUAUCAGCCAUCCCUCUGAAGCCUCCUCAACUAUCGAUAGUAACCAUGUGUUGGCCAUCUGCUUCAAAUACGGAGCAAUUUACCUGAUGUCAAAUUACGAUGACAUUUGUCCACGAGUCGUCCACACUCUACUCACAGGACUGCGGAUGGACUGGUCGAAUUGUGGGGAGAUAUUGGCGGUAGGAGGUUUCAUUCGUCUACCAAAUCUACAAUGCAGGAAUGAGCUACAUUUUUACUCCAGGGAUGGACGUCUUCUUCAUUGGAUCUCAAUUCCAUCUCAGGGGAAACCUUUAACAGCCUUAUGUUGGGGCCACAAUGACAAACGGCUAUUUUUAGCUUCCGGUUUCAAUCUCCAUGUAGCAUGGAUUACCAAGCAGGUGGCGCCACUGCAGUUUUUAUGUCAACGGGUUAUUCAAGAUAAUAUAGCACAAGAAAGAAAGGUUUCCAAGCUACCUCUACCCUCGCGGCUACGGCACAACAUUCAGUCUCUCUUCUCGCCAACUAUAAAGAGUUACGUACCAGAUCCAUUCAAGUUACGAGAAUUUGUUACAUCCACUCCCCCUGGGAAUGAACGUCUGUUCUGUACAAUGGUUCGCCACGGCGAGGAGACAUCUGGCGGCCAUUACACACUGUACCUGGAGUACCUUGGGGGUCUCAUUCCACUUCUGAAAGGCAAGCGGGCCAGCAAACUGAGGCCAGACUUCGUCGUUUUCGACCCAAAGAUUAAAACAAAGACUAAUCCUGAAGCAUCCAAUGGAAACAUUUCGUAUGAGCCUCAAUAUGAAAGUGAAUCCGACUCAGAUAGUGACAUAUCAACAGACGGAUGUGGGUCUCCCAGAAUGCAACGCAAGAAAAGGCCAAAACAGUUCCGGGCUGCCAAAGUAGAACGAUCCAUCACAUUCCGAACCCUGGAUGAGCUUCUCUACAAUGACAGUUUGCCAGAGAGCUCCAAACUGUUGGAAGUGACAUCGAACAUCUGGGGCACCAAGUUCCACAUCACGGGGACGAUGCCGUACCUGCCGGAGGAUCUGGGUCAUAUUCUCUAUAAGACCAGCCUUCUACAUCUCCAGCCGCGACAGAUGACCAUAACCGUCACAGAGAUUCGUAGUGACGGUCAGCUUCUCAGUCGUGACCCCAACUUUUCACCAGCGCGGGCCAUCGAAGAGGAGAGUGAUCAGUCAUCCUUCGAUGAAAUGCUGUAUGAUGGCGGAGACUAUUGCCACGACGAAGGAAUACUCGUUGUCACGGAAACAGCUGUUGCCGGUAACAACAACAAAAAUCAAGUUGUAGUUGAUGUGCUUCCAUCCAAUUCUUCAACCAAUCAGAGUGAAGAUAACAAACCCUUUUUGGACCUGAUGGGUGACAGUUGCGGCAUUAGUAACGUUUUAGUCGGUACUGAGAGACCUUUAAGGACGCCAAACAUGAAAAAUAGGUCGCUGUCACCCGCAACAGAAUCUCUUGCUCAAAACAAUGCCUUCAAUUGUGACUCCAAUUCAGUGCUCAAAGAUAAAUAUGUCGGCCAAGGGGCCAAGCCAAAGGUUAAAAACUUCCCUUUUUCCACAGGAUCUCAAAUGACAGAGGUGAACGUUUCGUCUGCGUCUGAGGAUUGUGGUAAUUCCGAAGUCAGCCCCACUAUGAAUGGUGUUAUGCGAACAAGUUUACAUAACGAAGUUGAACACAUAAUGAAAUACGAUGAGGAAAAUCGGUGGGCAGAUCGUGCCAAUUGUGGGAUUAAAUUUAUUGAUGAUGACAAAGAUUACAGUAAAACUGUGGAGACGAACCACGAAAAUACAGUUAUUUGUGAUUCUAGUCAGCUGACGCCAACGUCAAAUCUCACAUCCGAACAUCAAAAACGUUUGUAUCUCGCAGCAUCAGAAGAAUUACUAAAGGAUGCUGGGAAGGAUGUUUCGGAAUUGUUAUUCGACCGGAGAGAAAGUAUAGAUUCAUUAGCAACAGAAGAUGAUAGCGUUGAUUUCAUGGAUUCCCACACAAACUUGACAGACAAUGAUAGUAUCACUAGCAGUCCUUCUUAUUCACCAAAGUCACACUCAUGCAAUCUCAAGUCCAAAGAUUUCUUCGGUGAUGACAGCUCAGGGCUCCAUAGAGACCCGUUUUCUAUCAGCACUCCUGACUUCGAAAUUAACCACAGUGCAUCACUCCCAGCCUCUCCUAUCCGGAGAAGUCCGAAAGGGGACUCUCCAACUAGGAAACUCCGGGAGGAAGUUCUUAAGGGCAAAUGUAAACAUUACAGUCCUAUAUUUAAACGAAAGUCAAAGUACUCGGCAACACAGAUAGAAAGUUCUGACGAGGAUCUAUCGUCCUCAGUUGAAGAGAUUCGGUUUUCUCACAAUUAUAAGAAUUUAGAAUCAUUCCAGAAAGCUCAAUUUAAACAGAAGUUACGGAAGGUGCGACGGAAGAGUGAGGAGAGGUCAAGUUUUCCACCAAUGGGAAUGCGACAAUUUGUGAUGCACAACAAAGCUCCACUCUGGAAUGAGAACAGUCAGGUCUACCAGCUCGACUUCGGAGGACGGGUCACACAGGAGUCAGCGAAAAACUUCCAGAUUGAGUUCAGAGGUCGGCAGGUUAUGCAAUUUGGUCGGAUAGAUAGUAACGCCUAUACACUGGACUUCCAGUACCCGUUCACAGCUAUACAAGCAUUCGCUGUCGCUCUGGCCAACGUAACACAACGGCUAAAGUGAAAAGGCUCAAAGGAGGAAGUGUAUGGCAAUGCUCUGGCCGACGUAACACAAAGGCUAAAGUGAAAAGGCUCAAAGGAUCUGUAGGAGGAAGGAUGUGACAACGCAUCGACUGAUUGCAAAUUUAGCCACAAGAACUUCUGGACAAUGGUGUGAGGGAUCAAAAUAAGGGGGGCAACUCUGGUGUGAGAGAUCAAAACAGGGGAGACAACUCCAGGUCCUCAUCAUGCAGUUUUCAGUUAUGUGUUAACAGUGUCCAGAUUUGGAAAUGUAUCACCCAGUAGUUAAUGCAGAUGGUUGUUCAAACUACAGUAGGGGGUUACGAUUUAUGUGAUUCUGCUCAACUUAGAGCUUCCUGUAGAGCUCGGUAGAAAGCUGAGCAGGGCUCGUUAUCAGUGCUCGGUAGAAAUUACAUGGUGUCUUUAUGCAUGUAACAUAGACAUGUUAGUAAAAGUUGAAGUAGACAACAGUUGCUGAUGCGGCUUACGUUGACAUACUUUGGUCAAAGUUGUGGAUUAUGACUGUGUUUCAGUGUAGCAUUCCCUGAAAGUUUCCGUGUGAAAAAUGUUGUUCAGGGAUAACUGGAGCAGACGGCAGCCAAAUGUCCAGAUGUAUACUGGGUGUUGGAUUUGGUGGACCUUCCAAAACUUUCCAAAAUGUUUUCAAUUUUCUGCCUCAAAUGUGAUUCUACUGUAACAUGUUUGAAGGGAGGUAACUGUUGUUAUGUUCAAUAUUUACCAUGGAGAAAAAUAACCUGUUACGCAUGAAUUUUAUUCUAAAUUUACAAUCAAGUUUUCCAUUUUACUUGUUUUCCAUUGAAACCUAAAUAUAUUGAUGGUCCACUCCAGCAAGUUGUCUUUCCCACCGAGCUAUCCAUGACGACUGUUUUAUUAAAAUACCUGUUCCCACCAGAAUGCUUGAUAAUCUUUGGGAUACUUGCUACCUUAUGAAAUACACCUCCUUUCAAAAAGAGUUCCAAAUUAUAAAAUCUAUAUUUACAAUGGAUUUUAAACGCAUUUCAUUACCAUGAAUGUGAAUUAUUUGACAAUUAAUAUUUGAUUAUGCAAAUUUGAAAAAAAAAAAAAUCAAGGGAGAUAAUUUUACUCAAGUUGUUGUAGUUAAGGUAGCAUGUAUCCUUAACUGUUACUUACCCACCAGAGAAGCUUAGUAAGAACCUACUUGACGUUUUGAUGGAAGCAUUCUCUCAGAUGAUCAAUCUCACUAAAAUUAAUAGUAUAUGAAAAUAUUGACUACUUCUUCUACAUCUUCAGUCACAAAUCUGCCCCAGAAAUCCGGCCAUCUCUUAGUCCAACAAUUCAUCAGGCAUACAGAUUAAGUUCUGAUGAGAAUGCAUAAUAUUUGUGUCUGUCAAAAAGAUUUUUAUAAUACUAGGUUGUAUGUUCUAUGGAAAUGUUAGGUUUUGUAGAACUUGGCGUCCGAAGAAUUAACGUUUCUAUUGGUUAAUUAUUCUCAGUGGGACCCAAAACUCUUGAUUUUUGAAAAAAGAAGUAUUAGAAAAAAAAUUGGUAUGUCAUUAGAUCAUUGUUUCUUGGAUGUUUUUUCCAGAGAAACAAAUAUCAGGGAAAUAAAAGAAGUGAAAUUAGAAGUUCAGGAUUGAUGAUAUACAUUAUAACCACAUAGCUAACACAGAAUUGUCCAAUGUCACACCCUCCUACUGUUGAUAAUUACAGUGCAUGAUGUAGUAUCACAGGGAUUUGAUUCUAUAAGAGAUUUAAAUGUUCCAUAUAUUUGUCUAUAUACAAUGUUGUAGAGCUUUGUUUUAUAUUCGUCCUACCGUCUAGUCCCUGUUGUAGGUUAGAUAUUUUAUAGUGAUUGUAGACGACCGUCACAAUCUGAGCCAAAGUCUCCUUAAAUGUCUAUAACUACUUAACUAUGUUAGCUUGUCUGUGAUUUUUUUCACCGUGAAUAUCUCGACUGCCAUACCUUAGAAUAUAUGGUUUUGUUACAUUUUCUCUAUUAUGUUUUAUUUUUUAUCAUCAUAUGCCAAAAUGUUUUUAUUUGGUAUAUUUUUUCAACCAAAAAUCAUUUAUGGCCAUAUAUUCCAGUUCCUAUUGCCUAAAUGUUCAUGGCCUGUAUGUACUCAAAUUUACUGUUUUUCGUUUUUUGUAAGUUUUUCUUCUGCAUAACUUACAUACUGUACGUUAAAUGUCAUUGUAAACUAGACCUCACCAUAUUUGUGAUCUACAAAGAGAGCGAAGAUUACCAGGAAAGGGGCCCACCUUGAAAUACAUGUUUGUUACAGGUUAACAAUAAGAACAUAUUUGUUACAGACUGCUUGAAGGGUUAUCUCCCCUGCAUGACUGAUUAUCUCCCCUUCCUCGAAUGGUUAUCCCCCCUGCCUGGUUAUCUCCCCUACCUGAAGGGUUAUCUCCCCUGUCUGACUGGUUAUCUCCCCUGACUAAGGAUAAAUCUUUAAAAAAAAUCCAUCAUAUUCACAUUAAAUACUGCUUUGAUAUACAUGAACAUCAUUGUAAACUGUUGUGAGCAUAUUAUAUGUAACAACAAGACCGGAUCUUCCUGCCCCUGGACCGUACAUGGAAGCUGCCAUUUUUAGUUCACCCGAGACCACAAUGAUGUAUUCUUAUUUCCAUUUGUUCAUCGCCGUCCCCUGUCCAUCCAUAAAAAAAUACAUUUUCGACUUCUCAGACACCCCUGAACCAAUUAUAAUGAAAUUUUGCAGAAACCUUCAAUAAUCAAAUAUCAACCAAAAUUGUGAAUUAUAUGGUCCCCCAUAUAUGUCCAUGAAACAUACAUCUGUUAAAAGUUCUGGUGUGUAAAAGAAUGAAAUAGCUACUGCCAUUUAGACAAUACCAUCCAUUAGAGUUUUAUGGUGAUUUGAGAAUUUAUGCUCUCUACUUUAGGAACUGAUGAGAUUUCUUAUUUUUUAAACACUGGGUACUCACACUUAGGUCUAUUGAUGCUGAUGAUGCUGAUGUCCUGAAUUUAAACUAUCAAAAUGUUUUAUUGAUACCCAUUAAACUCAUUGAUCAGUCUAAAACAGCUUGAUACCAGUUAACAAAAUUCAGUAUAUUUCUGGGUAAAAUCUUGACGACAUUCGAAACAUUCCAGCUUUAAACGUAUUUUACCUCACAGUGAUGACCAUUUCCAUUCCUUCAACAAAAAUUUUGAUAAGAAACAUGUUAAGAUCAAUCAAUGUUUUAAAUAUUUGACAUUUCUCCUCGUUUGGCUGAUCUAUGUGUUGUUUUCAUAGUAUUUUUUCGUUUCAUCAGGGAAGUUUAAAUCUAGAUAUCUUUAAAAUGCUUUUAUGUUUUAGAUCUUUAGCCAAGCUGGGUCAUUUCGUAAAUAAAAUUUAUUAAUAUUUGAGGUGAGGAUAAGGUCAAAUUCUAGAUAAAUGCAAAUGUGUCCAUGAAUUGGCUUGAGUAUAUGAUAUUGUUAGUUCAGAUAUAUAUUUCUGUCCGUAUGACCUUGUUAAUCACUGGGUGAUCAGGAUAAGUAGAUUUUUUUCUGAGGUCUCCCUUUUACCGCUCCGACCCCCAUAUCACCAAUCACUGCCUCUCCAAAAUUUCAACAAAACUUGGGUUUUUUCCAAUGUUUCAAAUUAUGGGAUAGAAGUACUUGUGGCCAGGGAAAUUGUUAACGUUUGUCGUCUUGCGCCGUCCGUAAACUUUUCACAUUUCAAACUUCUCAAGUUCUACCAGUGGGAUUCAGCUCUAACUUACCUGAAAUGAUCCUGAGAUGGUCGUGACAAAAUUU
This is a messenger RNA of Pecten maximus, 7598 nucleotides long. Its product is annotated as tubby-related protein 4-like. Bases 450 to 3866 code for a protein of 1138 amino acids. Gene Ontology annotation, molecular function: protein binding. The record is from RefSeq and is a predicted model, not a curated record. Lineage: Eukaryota; Metazoa; Mollusca; Bivalvia; Pectinida; Pectinidae. The transcript is spliced from 14 exons.